Messenger RNA from Tarenaya hassleriana, 508 nucleotides. RefSeq lists its product as uncharacterized. The transcript has 2 exons. Bases 33 to 356 code for a protein of 107 amino acids. The record is from RefSeq and is a predicted model, not a curated record. NCBI's taxonomy places the organism in Eukaryota, Viridiplantae, Streptophyta, Magnoliopsida, Brassicales, Cleomaceae.
UCAAAACCCUAUAUCUGAUAAAGGAGAACAGGAUGGCAAAACUUUCUCUUGUUCUGGUUGGUUUAGCGAUCUUUCUGGUCACCGAAACCCUAGUUUCGGCACAGCAACAAUGCCGGGGAGACAUCGGUGGCCUGAUGAAAGAAUGUGCGGUAUACGUGCAGCGGCCAGGCCGGAAAGUUGACCCAUCCCCGGCCUGCUGCAGCGUCGUGAAGGCUGCUGACAUUUCUUGCGCAUGCGGUCACAUCACGGCCAUGGUCGAGAAAGAGAUCGACAUGGAUAAGGUCGUCCAUGUGGCCGCCUUCUGCGGAAAACCCCUCGCCCACGGAACCAAGUGCGGGAGUUACGUUGUCCCGUGAAAGAAUGUUGUCAUGGCAUGAUUGGACCUGAACCUAUGUGAUGGAAUAAUUUGUUGAAGCCUUGUAGCUUUCAUCUCGUACUAAUUCGAUCAAGUCUAGUGUAAUGAACAAUAUUUCAUAAAAAUAAUAUAUUCUCCGUAUUCCGUUAUCCA